Zea mays is the source of this 1513-nucleotide messenger RNA. RefSeq lists its product as uncharacterized. The transcript has 6 exons. The record is from RefSeq and is a predicted model, not a curated record. Gene Ontology annotation, molecular function: RNA binding. Lineage: Eukaryota; Viridiplantae; Streptophyta; Magnoliopsida; Poales; Poaceae. The coding region runs from base 436 to 1170 and encodes 244 amino acids.
UCCCGUCCUCUCCGCUGGCCUCGUGCCCCCUCGUCCCAACUCCCAACUGCCGAUGGGGAAGGAGCAAUCCGGUGUGCGCGCGCGGGCGCGGAAGUGAACCCCGGUUGAGUAGUAGGUGGGAGAUCGAGGUCGCGCCCUUGCCCCACACGCCACUAAAGGCCGCGCCGACGGGCUCAUCAGACGCUUUGGAGUUUGGACGGGCUCGCCUCGGCCGCUCUGGCGCUUGUGCGGUGGGUGAAGCGCGGGUGCUGGUGCGGGAAGCCUCGCCAGACCUAGCGCUGCCGACUGCCGAGCUGGGUGCGGGCGCGAGGAGUCGACGGGAAGACAAGGGUGAGGGUUCGUCCGUUCGUGUAUAUAUGACGCUAAGUUUAGUUGCUGAGGAUACGAAGCCUGCUGGAUGAAUGAGUAAGGGCUUUGUGAACAAACAUAUGAAUUAUGAGUGAAACAGGGCACACUGUACAAGUCACUAACCUCUCGAGCAGAGUAUCUGAAAGUGAUCUUCAUGAGUUCUUUUCGUUCUCUGGUCCUAUUGAGCAUAUAGAACUUAUCAGAUCAGAAGGAUACGGUGCCACUGCUUAUGUGACAUUCAAGGAACGCUUUGCCUUGGAAACUGCAGUAUUGCUCAGUGGGGCUACUAUUGUGGAUCAGCCAGUAUGCAUAACCUAUUGGGGACAACCUGAGGGAACUUUUAAUUUCUGGGACAGGCCAACUUGGGAGGUUGAAGAGGAAAUCGAAUACAGGAACUACCAAACAUGCCAGUACAACACUACUCCGCAGGAAGCUUUUACAGUGGCUCAAGAUAUCAUGAAGACGAUGCUAGAAAAGGGGUACGUGCUCAGCAAGGAUGCUUUGGCUAAGGCUAGAGCCUUUGAUGAGUCCUAUGGAUUAACAGCUGCAGCAGCAGCCAGGGCUGCAGAGCUGAGCAAGAGAAUUGGUUUAACUGAUAGGGUCAAUGCUGGUGUUGGUGCAAUGCGAUCAGUCGAUGAGACAUAUCGCGUAAGAGAGACAACCAAGACGGUUGCUACUGCCACUGGAAGAACGGCAGCAAAGGUGGUAAAUGGCAUCGUCACCAGCAGCUACUUCUCUGCAGGAGCCAUGAUCUUGUCUGAUGCUCUUACUAGGGCUGCCAAGGCCGCGGCAGAUCUGGCCGCUCAUGGUAGGCAGAAUUAAGUGAAAAAUAGACAUAAAGUUCAUCCUUGCAGUUACUAAACAUGAGGACGAACACCUUCAAGUGAUGUUGCUUGAUGUAUAUUUAUGACACAACAGUGUCGUAAAUUAAAAGGAGACGAUCACUGCGUUUGGAACAAAUUGUUUGCUCUGAUAAGUUUGAUUAUUGCAAAUGUAGUCAAGUGAUCGUGCAGUCAUGUUUCGGACUUCCUGCGCAUUUCAUAUUCGCGCAUUGCUGUUGAGUAUCUGGAGAAUCAAAGCAACUGUUCUCCCCUAGACAAGUGUUGUAUUACGAAUAUAAUAUCCCUGAUUCCAGAGCAAAAAAAAAAUCAUCCUUUUUUCAACA